AUGGCUGCGGCUCGUACGACAUUCCAGACGUCGGUUCUUGCGUCCGCUGUGCGGGCCAAGAAAUUCGAGCUCGAGUUCUUGAAGGAGCAGUUGUCCGCCUCGGAGCUCAUGACGGCUAUCAAGCCGUCGCUCAUUGUUGCCUUUAACAAGGCCAUUGAGGAGUGCCGAGUUCCGAUCUUCAAAUACCGCUUGCAGGGCGCAAGCGGUGAGGAUCAGGAUAUGGACUCACACGAAGGGAACCCCGACGUUUUCAUUACUGAAAAAGGAGGGGCGAACUUCCCUGCUUCGAAAGUCGACGACGUUGAAGUCGUUGGCUGGCAACCUGACCCGUCCGUGCAAACGGAGUUCCACCGGGUUAUGACCGACCUUCCCGCAUGGCUCAUGCGGUGCAUCGUCAUCGUCGACGCGAAGCACGCUGCGCUGUCGACGAAGAUCGAGAAGAAGAAGAAAGUCGAAAAGUUGGCCGAUGUCGAGAUGGCCGAUGUCGCGAAGCCCGGACCUUCUGUCCAGAGCCUCGUCGACAAGGCCGUCGCUGCUCGACUCAAGCCCCUCGAGGGCGUGAUGAAACAGGCGGCGAAAGCCAAGGGCGGGAAGAAGAAGACCGAACCCUCGAAGCCUUCGGGCUCGCGCAAGGGCGGGGACGCGAAGAAAGUCCUCCCGCCCACGACUCGUUCGCUGAACAAAAAUUCGGCGAAGAACUCGAUGAAGCGCGCGCUCGCCGCAGCCGCAAAGUCCAAGACGGCCGCGAAGAAGACCGACAAGAAGGGAAAGGGAAAGGCAAGCAAGUAG
Messenger RNA from Dichomitus squalens LYAD-421 SS1, 789 nucleotides. RefSeq lists its product as uncharacterized. The coding region runs from base 1 to 789 and encodes 262 amino acids. The transcript is spliced from 2 exons. The record is from RefSeq and is a predicted model, not a curated record. NCBI's taxonomy places the organism in Eukaryota, Fungi, Basidiomycota, Agaricomycetes, Polyporales, Polyporaceae.